Messenger RNA from Adineta steineri, 588 nucleotides. NCBI's taxonomy places the organism in Eukaryota, Metazoa, Rotifera, Eurotatoria, Adinetida, Adinetidae. The record is from the annotation of a GenBank genome assembly.
AUGAUAAAGCCAUUUUGUGACGGUUUAUGGAUGGAAUUUGGUGUGUUUCAAGGUGCAACAUUAUCUCAAAUUGCGAAAUGGAAAAGUACAUAUUGCAGUAACAGAAGUCAGUUAGUUUAUGGUUUUGAUACUUUUACUGGUUUACCUACAGGCUGGAGACCUGGAUAUCCUCCCGGAUCAUUGAGUAUUCGUAAUGGAACAAAAAUCUCAGUUCCACUUAAUGCUGUUUUAGUUAAAGGUCUGUUUAUUGAUACAUUACCGACUCAACUUCGUUUGCUUGAUCUUGAAUACCGUUGUACAACUCCAGUAUCAUUUGUACACAUUGAUUCUGAUACUUAUAAUAGUGCGCGAGAUGUUCUAUUUCUACUUGGAAGUCGUUUUGUACCAGGCACAAUUAUAAUAUUCGACGAAUUAUUCAAUUAUCCAUCUUAUGAGAAACAUGAAAUCAAAGCUUUAUUUGAAUUUUUAUCGAGCUCAAAUUUACGAUUUAUACCGUUGGGUGCCACUGAUAAAAUUUUAAAAAAGCCAUUGGACGAUGAAUGGGUACAAUCAUUUGGUUUUGUUGUAGACUUCGAAGAAUUCAGCUAG